AUGGCCGCCGCGACAACCCAGGCCGAGUCCUCACGGCGCAACCCGCCAUUCCUGCCGACGCCCCUCGAGAGGCUUUUCCUCGCCGUCUUCCCCGCCAUCCUCGUCUUCGGCACAAUCUUCUCCCUCGUUUCGCCCGACAUUCGAGCCUCUCCGUACGACCACGUGUCGCAGUCGCACCACCAAGACCCGAGCCUCUCGCCGAGCUACUUUGCCCGAAAGAACAAUGUCUUCAACGUGGUGUUUGUGAAGCGCGGCUGGGGAUGGACCACCUUUGCAUUCGUCUUUUCUCUCCUUGUGCAGCCCACCCGCAAUACGCCUCCUGCCGUCGUUCUGAUGAGGAGGAUCCGCGCAGGCAUCCGCUGGGUGGCCGCCACGGGCUGGUGGUUCUUUGUCACACAGUGGUUCUUUGGCCCUCCCAUUAUCGACCGCAGUUUCCGCUGGACCGGCGGCAAAUGCGAGCUGGCGCAGCGAGAGGUUGUCAUGGGCGAGGGCAACGUGAAACAGCUGUUGACGGCCGUGGCUUGCAAGGCAGCAGGAGGCAAGUGGAAGGGAGGCCAUGAUAUCUCGGGCCAUGUGUUUCUCCUGGUGCUGGGCACUGCAUUUCUAAUGCAAGAAGUUGGCUGGCCGGCCCUCAGAGUCUGCGGGUGGCUCGCCGAAGAGAGAUGCGUCGUCAUGCCUGACGGAGCGGUUAAGAGCGCGAGUGUCGAGUCAGAGACGGGUGCUGGAGAGGGAGCAGGAGAGCCCGUGUUCAACAUUAGCGGGAAGACGGCCAUUGGCGUCAUGUCAUUGAACUUGUGGAUGCUGCUCAUGACGGCCAUAUACUUCCAUACGUGGUUUGAAAAGCUUACUGGACUUUUGACUGCCAUCAUUGGUGUAUAUGCCAUAUAUUACGUUCCUAGAUUUGUGCCGGCUUUGCGGGGGGUGAUUGGUUUGCCUGGGAUAUAGAUGUACGAGCAGGAGCAUGAGCAUGAGCAUGACCACAAGCAUAAAGCAUGAGCAUUGGAUUAGAUAGUGUAUGAGUGCGAGAUGAACGAUUCUGUAUAACGCCUGGAUUGAGAAGAGAUGAUAGUCUUAUUGAAUAAUUAAUGAUACCCUUCUCCUGGAAA
This is a messenger RNA of Trichoderma atroviride IMI 206040, 1106 nucleotides long. RefSeq lists its product as uncharacterized. The record is from RefSeq and is a predicted model, not a curated record. NCBI's taxonomy places the organism in Eukaryota, Fungi, Ascomycota, Sordariomycetes, Hypocreales, Hypocreaceae. Gene Ontology annotation, biological process: lipid droplet organization; lipid storage; phospholipid biosynthetic process. Gene Ontology annotation, cellular component: endoplasmic reticulum membrane. Gene Ontology annotation, molecular function: coenzyme A diphosphatase activity.